This is a messenger RNA of Leptosia nina, 1479 nucleotides long. Lineage: Eukaryota; Metazoa; Arthropoda; Insecta; Lepidoptera; Pieridae. The record is from the annotation of a GenBank genome assembly.
AUGAACAUUCUAUCUUAUAUCGGAAUUAAUCUACAGUCCGAAGUAUGCAUCUGGACGCUUCUGGGACUCAUUCGGACGAUCUUUGACGCCACGCUGUUCAAAGUUAAUGCUAAUCUUAAACAGGUAUGGCAAAUGACGAUGCCUCCAGAGCUGUCUUUACCGAUACAACGUGUGUUGCGCACGAUUAUUUCUGGGGUGAUGCUCGUACAAUGUUUCACAGUUUAUGUUUACCUCGCCUCGUACAUCGUUCUACUAUAUCCAGUAUUCUUGGAAGAACGCCCUACGCUGGUUCUACCAUGGUUGUUACUGGCUGCAGUAAGAAAGUUAUUAUGUGAGCUUACUAGUCUAGCUUUGGGAUUGGGUACGUGUGUAUUGCUCGGGCCUGGCCGACCACCGUGUAUAAGAUUUCUCAUUUUGAAGAUACUUACAAUAAUGCCUGCGUUUUACAUGUGGACGCUAGUUUUUGGGUAUUAUCAUAACUUAAAAAUGGCUGCAGCGUUUAAAUCAUUUCCUACCAAUUUAGUCGCUGGCAAUGAUAACGACUGUGGUCUUGAGUUAGCUAUUCGCAGGCGUCGCACAAAGUCAUUGCAAGGAGAAGAUCAGUUGCGGAAAAAGCUUAUAGCAAACUUCGACAGACCUUUAUCGACAGUGAGUUCGAACUACCGAAAAAUAGAACAAUGUGAACAGAAAUUGACAUCGUUGAGCUCUGAAGAAAUUAACAUUCCAGAUAUAUUACAACCUCUAUCGGUUACAUCUAAUAGAACUCUGUCAGACCUAAUCAGAUACGGCACAUAUGAAGACUGGUUUGGUAGUGAAGUUGUUGUCCCUAGAGACACAGAUCGUAUUCUAGAACAAUUUGUAAUAAUGCUACUACGUAUUGGUGUAUAUUUGAGUAAGGAAAACGGCGAUACGACAAAAUUGUUUAACUCAAGUUCAAUGCCACUAUUGUCAAGUCAGAGUAUUCAGUGUAAUCCACUAUCACAAGACAAUGCUGAUACUCCACCAUUGGUUGGUAGCAGUCAAGGUAGAAUAGCUUCUUACCUACGUGACUAUCCAAAAAUUUUCAUGAAGAAGCCGUCCGAUGUUCUGACGCGGUUGCGCUCUGAUGCUCAUCUUGAAUGUGACGAAGAUAAUGAGCAGAAUCGCCUAUUGGAAUCAGGGAGCAAUAAUUCAAUUAAAUCUACUAAGGACAUUUCUCUAGGAACAAAAGAAGUCAGUAGAAAUAGUGAUGAACGAUUCGGAACAAGGUCCAGUAGUGAAAUAAUCAAAGAGUUCAAAGAAGAUUAUAUUCAAUUGCGAACUAAACGAUCUAAACUUGAACAAAAGACCGACAGUGUUGGAAAAACAAAUGCAAGUGAUAAAGACAACAACAUUCAAUCUCAGAUUUCUAAUGACAGUAUUCCUUCAAAAAAUUCUAAUAAUGAGCCGAUCGCUCGUCAAUCAAAAAAAUUGAAACGGAAAGAUAGAAAGAAGAAAUAA